AUUUUUAUCCUUGUUAAUUAUUGUCUUACUAUGAAAACCGGAUGCUCUAAUCUUACUACGACGAGCUUGACGUAGGCUACUGACCCUGGUCCAGUCCUGUCAAACUUCACCGACGCUGGGAUCUCACGUUAGUCCGUUUGCGACUGUCUCUCAGCGAUGGAGAGGAAAGUUGCUCGGGAAUUUAGGCACAAGGUGGAGUUGCUGAUUGAAAAUGAAGCAGAGAAGGAUUACCUGUUUGAUGUCCUCCGCAUGUAUCACCAGUCGAUGGAUUUGCCAGUGCUGGUGGGGGACCUGAAACUGGUCAUCAACGAACCAAAGCGCUUGCCCCUGUUUGACGCCAUCAGACCUCUCAUCCCACUCAAACACCAGGUGGAGUACGACCUGCUCACCCCCAAGAGGUCACGGAAGCUGAAAGAGGUGCGUUUGGAUCGGACACAUCGUGAUGGACUGGGUCUGAGUGUCCGUGGAGGGCUGGAGUUUGGCUCUGGUCUCUACAUAUCACAGAUUGUCAAAGACGGUCAGGCCGGGAAUGUCGGUCUUCAGGUUGGUGAUGAGAUUGUGCGCAUCAAUGGAUACUCCAUCUCCUCCUGCAUCCACGAGGAGGUCAUCAGUCUCAUCAAGACGAAGAAGAUUGUGUCGCUCAAAGUCAGGCAUGUGGGGAUGAUCCCAGUGAAAAGCUCAUCAGAUGAACCCCUCAAGUGGCAGUUUGUUGACCAGUUUGUGUCUGAGUCAGGGGAGAAAAAAAGCAGCAUUGCAGGCUUGGCGUCCAUUGGAGGCAAAGAAAUCAAGGAGAAGAAGGUUUUCCUCAGCCUCGUGGGUACCAAGGGUAUGGGCAUCAGCAUCUCCAGUGGUCCAACCCAGAAACCUGGUAUCUACAUCAGUAACGUCAAGCCAGGCUCCCUUUCCGCAGAAGUUGGACUUGAGGUUGGAGACCAGAUUGUGGAGGUGAACGGGGUGGAAUUCAUCAAUGCAGACCACAAAGAGGCUGUGAGAGUCCUGAAGAGCAGCAGGAGUCUGACUAUUACUGUUCUGACUGGAGCUGGCAGCGAGCUGUUUAUGACAGAUGAGGAGCGUCUGGCAGUGGAGGCCCGCAGGGAGCUGGACAGGCAGGAGCUGAUGCACCAGAAGAGGGUGGCACUGGAGACCAACAAAAUCAUUAAAGAGCAGCAGGAGAAGGAGAGGCAGAGACAGAUGGAGAUCUCUCAGAAAACUACAGAGGAAGAGGAGCGCUAUAAGAAGGAGAUGGAGAAGAUUGAGGCUGUGGAGAAGAAGCACAACAGAGAGUGGCAGGAGGACUGGGGAACCAAAGACAGGCCCAAGAGCCCUAAGAGCCCUCGCACUCAAAAGAGCCGAUCACCUGCCCCACCUGAGAUAAAAACCACCCCGACUACAAAGGCCAAAAGUUCUCCAUUUGGCUGGUUUUAUCGAUAUGAGGGGAAACUGCCGUCUCUCCGCAAGAAAGGAGAAAAGAAGAAGAAAAAGAAGAAAGUGUCCAACACAGACACACUGCAGGAGCAGAGAAAAAACAAGAAGGAGAUGGAGUUUGAGCUGAAACUCGCCAAGGAGAAAGAAGAGAUGUAUGAACGAGAGAAGCAACUGAAGAUCAAUCGGCUGGUUCAGGAGGUUUCAGAGACGGAGAGAGAAGACCUAGAGGAGUCUGAGAAGGUGCAACACUGGGUGGAGCGUCUUUGUCAGACUCGGUUGGAGCAGAUCUCUUGUGUGGAGAACGAAUCCCCAGAGCUCUCCCCGCCACGCUCUCCUGCCUCUGAGCCCAAGGUGAAGCGUUUCCGUGGCGGUCUCCACCUGGCCACCACCGAUCUGGACGACAUUAACCUGGAUGAUGUGGAUCAGAGCCUGAGGGGCCCUCUGAAGAGACUGGCCCCCACCCAGCCCAGCACUAGCCAGCCUCCCCCUCCCUUGCCUCUCCCUCCACCCUCGCCCAAGCUAAACCCUACACUAUCCAGCUACUCCCCUCCUUCCUCUCGAGCAUCCCCACAGCGGCGGCCUCCUUCUCCACCCAGCGCUAGAAAACCUGCCCCGUCUACCUUGACCAACAAGGGGCGCAGGCCUCACCCACAGCCUCACCCUCCCCAACCCCAACCCCCUCGUCCACCUUCCUCCCACUAUCCUCCUCUGUCUCAGUCGUCGUGGCCUCCAUCCUCCCCUCAGCCGGCUCCGCGGCCUCCUCCGCCGCCACCCCCUCCUCCACCACCUCCUCCGCCUCCCCCUCCGCCCCCACCCCCACAACACUCUGAAGAACGAGUAGGAACCCUCAGUGGGUUCCGCCAGCAUUAUCAUCAUCACCUCCAACACCCUCCCAGCCCUCCAGAGCGCAGGAGCGAGUGGGAGUCAGGCGGCUAUCUCCCAAGAGGAGGGAUUUACUCAUCUAACACCAGUGAAAUGUCCUACCCCUCUAGUCCAAAGGUAAUGAGAAAUACCUCCCAUGCCAGUCGUAUUUCCAGCUCAAGCUCUCCAUUGCAACUAGCUCCUAGUCCCCCCAAUCAGAGGCGUCAGAUGGCCCCUGUCAUGUCUAAACCUGUCAUGCUGCCCCAGUCCCAGACCCACCGCCCAGAUCCACACAGACCUGCAGUCCGUUCUGAUGGCCUGCCUCCGGAAAUGCUGAAACGAAUGGUGCCUUUCAACUCGUCUUUUAAAUCAAACAGCAAACGACAAGAAUUUCAGAAAUACGAGGAAGAGUUUGAUCCCAACUCCAUGUUCUCCUCGGACCAGAUAGCUGGGCGAGAUGUGAGACUGCUGAGAAUCAAAAAGUUUGGACAGCUUGACAUUGUUCUGGAGGGAGGGGCAGACUCUCCUUUGGGAAAGUUGGUGGUGUCUUCUGUGUAUGAAGGUGGCGCUGCCGAUAAGCACGGUGGCAUUGUACCCGGGGAUGAACUUAUGGCUGUGAAUGGGAAGAUCCUGAUUGAUGCCACAUUGACUGAAGGACAAAACUCUCUGGCUCGAGCCUGGAAUAGCGGAGGGGACUGGAUCGAUGUUGUGAUUGCCGUUUCCCCUCCGAAAGAAUAUGAAGAUGAAGUAACGUUCUUCUAGUCUCAUCAACAGCCUGCCAAGAAAACCAGACUGAUUUAAAAAGAAGCUUUUCAUUGUUCCUUCAGAAUUUACCUUCUUCUUAAUCACAAUAAAAUAAUUCUGUUUCCUCUUAAUCUCCACAAAACAAAACAAAAAACAAGCCGAAGAUGGUCUUUUGUUUUUACGUAGCAUUACUAUAGGCUCUCUGAGAAUUAAGCCUUGUGUCAUUGUGUCAAGAUAUUGACACCAUGCAGUCAAUAAGCACUCUCACUAUCUUGGUUUGUUUUAGGAGGAUCCAGUCAAUAUUCAUGUAUCUCCAGUGAUCUUCUUAACCUCUGUCAAGCCUGGACAUGGUUGACUAACAGAUCUUUCCCUUCAGACAUGUCUCAUCUGUCAGUAUAACAAUAAAGGGUGUUAAAACAGCCAAACUUUAAUCAAUAGCAGCUCUAAUCUGCAUUUUCUAAUUCCAAUAAAGGACUGCUCACACUAACAGAAUGUUGUGCAAAUUUUGCAGAUUUCCUGCUUCCUCUGCUUUGCUUUUUUCAACAUUACAUCACCAGGCUGGUGAUGCAGCACACUAUCAGCACAACGUAUCAUUUUCAGAAGAAAUAAAAAAGAUUAGCUUCAGAUUUGUGUGCUUUUUAUAGGUGCUUAUUUACUCUGGUAUCAGUUUGGCAGCCAGUCCCUGCCAUCUUACCAUGUAGAAAUGACUUCAUGUCCACAACUGACACAAUGUAAAACUUCUUUACACUUUGUUUUAAAGGUGGAUAAACAAUAUUCCCUUUGGGGCUUGAGGUAAGCAAAGUCGCUCUGCUGCAUCAGGUCCUUGGUUGUGGUUUUCUUCACCUUCUCUGCUGUUUUCACCAGUUCUGCAUAGAUUUACUUCAAGCAUUGGAAGCCAUACUGUUUUAUAAUUAAAUGUCCACAGGGGGCAAUAGUGCUCCUUCUUGAAUAUCAAGCUACACAAUGAACGAGAGAUCCCCUGCUGUGUUCAAAAUUCUGCUUUUAAUAAACAUGAAUGUCAUUA
This is a messenger RNA of Siniperca chuatsi (mandarin fish), 4054 nucleotides long. RefSeq names its product Usher syndrome 1C (gene ush1c). Gene Ontology annotation, biological process: retinal cone cell development; inner ear auditory receptor cell differentiation; inner ear receptor cell stereocilium organization. Gene Ontology annotation, molecular function: protein binding. The transcript is spliced from 26 exons. The record is from RefSeq and is a predicted model, not a curated record. Gene Ontology annotation, cellular component: cilium; stereocilia ankle link complex; stereocilium tip. The coding region runs from base 157 to 3048 and encodes 963 amino acids. Lineage: Eukaryota; Metazoa; Chordata; Actinopteri; Centrarchiformes; Sinipercidae.